Messenger RNA from Callorhinchus milii (elephant shark), 600 nucleotides. RefSeq names its product fibroblast growth factor 4 (gene fgf4). The transcript has 3 exons. Gene Ontology annotation, molecular function: growth factor activity; fibroblast growth factor receptor binding. The record is from RefSeq and is a predicted model, not a curated record. Gene Ontology annotation, biological process: positive regulation of protein phosphorylation; fibroblast growth factor receptor signaling pathway; animal organ morphogenesis. NCBI's taxonomy places the organism in Eukaryota, Metazoa, Chordata, Chondrichthyes, Chimaeriformes, Callorhinchidae. Gene Ontology annotation, cellular component: cytoplasm. Bases 1 to 600 code for a protein of 199 amino acids.
AUGUUGAUCAGGAUGUCCUGCAAGGCGACGAUGCAAUCCUGCUUCUUGCCAAUCUUGCUCCUUGGGCUGGUGUCCGGGUUGGUACGCUGCGCCCCUCUCUCUGCCCAGCCCAACGCCACCCUGGAGCGACGGUGGGAGACUCUCUUGUCCCGCUCCAUGUCUCGAAUCCCCGGGGAGAGGAAGGAGAUGAGCCGGGAGACUGACUAUUUGGUGGGCAUCAAAAGGCUGCGGAGGCUUUACUGCAACGUGGGCAUCGGGUUCCACCUCCAAGUGUUGCCCGAUGGAAGGAUAAAUGGGAUACACACUGAGAAUCGCUAUAGUCUUUUAGAAAUCUCUCCAGUGGAAAGAGGUGUGGUCAGCCUGUUUGGUGUUAGAGGUGGGCUGUUUGUAGCCAUGAAUAGCAAAGGCAAGCUUUACGGAUCUGUACACUUCCAUGAUGAGUGCAAGUUUAGAGAGAUUCUCCUGCCGAACAACUACAAUGCCUACGAGUCCUGGGAAUACCCAACCAUGUACAUAGCGUUAAGCAAGAAUGGCAAAACAAAGAAAGGAAAUAAAGUCUCUCCCAUCACUACAGUGACUCAUUUUCUACCUAGAAUUUGA